Messenger RNA from Etheostoma spectabile (orangethroat darter), 1875 nucleotides. RefSeq lists its product as uncharacterized. The record is from RefSeq and is a predicted model, not a curated record. Lineage: Eukaryota; Metazoa; Chordata; Actinopteri; Perciformes; Percidae. Bases 231 to 1670 code for a protein of 479 amino acids. The transcript is spliced from 10 exons. Gene Ontology annotation, molecular function: ubiquitin-protein transferase activity.
UUCAGGUUCCCUUUCCAUCAGUUCUUCAAAGGCCUGCUACACACUCACGUUUUGUCAGUAAAAACAAAGCCUGCAAACACUUUACAAGAGAUGUUGUGUGCUUGCCUUUUUCUUCAGCAUCAACAAUCCGCAUUCCAAGGGGAGACACAAGAGCAAAUUUAGCACAAGAUGGCCUUAUUGGGAAUAUCUCAUUUACAUCUGACUGGUCUGAAGCCCAACUUAAAGAAGAAAUGACUGCCAUUUUCAGAAGAACGUUUUCAUUGUCUAUGGGCCAGUCAUUCCCAUUUGAGUAUUUGAGUACAGUCAAGGGAUGCAAAAGACUAAUGAAACCAAACGUCUCGAGCAAUUUUCUGUGGGGUGGAAAAGAAGUUGCCUCGAUUAGUUCAGCCACUUGUCUCUAUAUAAUGGCAUUAAUACGCAAACCUGUACAGGAGGAACCUGAGGAACUCUCUGAUAGUGACUUUGAAAGUCCUGUGGGCUGGAGAAGGAGAGGUCAUACAGUGUCACCUUUCACAAGUGAAAGUGAGCUCAUCAGUCAAGGGAGUGAAAAUGACAGACUGCAAGAAAGUCCAUCGCGUCAAAGAAGAAUGCGGAGUACAGUGCCUUCAUCACCGAGGGAAAGUGAGGCCAGAUGUCAGGAGACAGAGAGCAGCAAUCAAGAGAGUGAAAGUCAGGGCCAGGCAGGGGACCUGAGACAAGUGUUUCCUUAUAAUGUGGCAGAAUUUGUCCCUGUUUAUCUGGAGGAAGAUGAGGCUCUUGAAGAGGCAAUACAGCGUAGCCUACUAGAAGAGUGUGAUAGACCUGCUGUUAAUACUUUAAAGUCAUCUGAAAUGCUGAGCAAAGAAGAAAUUGCAGGCCUUCUACAAGCUCACAGUGAGAGAGUUAUUACAUUGGGAACAAGACAGAUCUGUAUCAGUCGAGCCAAUGUUUGGACCACAGCCUUACGUGUGUUUAAGAGACCUGGUUUAGCAGAAAGCUGUGACAGGCUCUAUGUUACAUUUGCAAGCGAUGAGCAUGAUGCUGGGGAAGAUGCUGCUGACCUUGGGGGUCCCAGACGAGAGUUUUUCCGCUUACUGGUGAAGGCUAUCUUCCAGGACAGUGGUGCUUUUGAAGGCACACCAAAUGGAUGCACACCAAGACUGAACAUGCUCCACUUGCAAAAUGGAGUGUAUCGAACCAUUGGCAGGAUGAUGUCUACAAUAAUAGUGCAAGGGGGUGAACCACCUGCAUUCCUGUCCCCGAGUGUGGUGGACUACAUUGUGUCUGGGGACAUCCUUCAAGCUCACGUGACACCUGAUGAUAUAGGUGACCCUGAUUUAAGGGAGAACCUCAAUAAGGUUCAACAUGCAACCUUGCAGGAUGAUUUGGAGAAAGCAGUCAGCUGCUGUGACUCAUGGCGAUAUCAACUUGAGGGUCUUCCACUCGUAGUCACCAUGGCCAACAGAGAUGUGUUUGUGAAAAAUGCAGUUCUAUAUCAUACUGUUGUGCAACGGCAGAGCUGUCUUGAUCAACUAAUUGAUGGCUUGUCCCACUAUGGAGUUUUAUCACUCUUGAGAGAGAACCCCAGCUUGCGUGUGCUGCUUGACAUACCAGGAGAGGACAAAGGUCAAGAAGCUGAUUUUGUAGCUGGUAUUCUCAAACCAAGCUACUCUGCACUGGGGAGCAACUGAAGAGCUAAAGAGGAGUUGAUGGUGGUCAAAUUUAGGGAGUUUCUACAAUGUGUUGAAAGUAAAGAGCUGAGAGACACAUAUGGGGACAGGACUCUAACAAACGAUGAGGAGGCAUUCCUGAAGACUUUGAGCCCUGGUCACAUCCUGGCAUUUGCUACAGGGAGCAGCAAAGUCCCAGCCAUUGGUUUUCAUCCAACUCCUAAGU